Malus domestica (apple) is the source of this 1678-nucleotide messenger RNA. RefSeq names its product acetylornithine aminotransferase, mitochondrial-like. Gene Ontology annotation, biological process: arginine metabolic process. The record is from RefSeq and is a predicted model, not a curated record. Gene Ontology annotation, cellular component: chloroplast stroma. NCBI's taxonomy places the organism in Eukaryota, Viridiplantae, Streptophyta, Magnoliopsida, Rosales, Rosaceae. Gene Ontology annotation, molecular function: transaminase activity; identical protein binding; pyridoxal phosphate binding.
UUAAAUCUAAUUUAGCCCUUUCCUAUUGGGAUCCUGAGUUUCUGACCCAAUUUCCUACCCUCUCUCCCCCGGCCAAGCCUCCUCCGCCGCCGCCCCCGGGAUUCCACACCUUCUCCAUCCUCUCCAGUAUGUCUUCCCUUCACGUUUCCCCAAACACCAUUUCUCAGACUCUCAAUCUCCGCGGUCGAUUCAGCCCCAACUUAGGCAGGGAAGUCCGACUAAUCAACGUCCGGAGACCGGUCACUGGCUGCCUCAGCGUGGACGUGGAAGCACCCGAUACCACCUCAAAACUAGAGAUUUUGAAGAGCAACGAGGUUAUGGAGAUGGAGGCAAAGGUCCUGCUGCAGACCUACGCGAGGACUCCAGUGGUGCUCACCAGUGGCAAAGGUUGUAAAUUGUACGACACCGAGGGGCGAGAGUAUUUGGACCUGAGCUCGGGGAUCGCGGUGAACGCGCUCGGCCAUGGCGACGAGGACUGGUUGAAGGCUGUGGUUGAUCAGGCCGGAACCCUCACUCACGUCAGCAAUCUCUACUAUUCGAUCCCUCAGGUGGAGCUGGCAAAGCGUCUGGUGGGUGCUAGUUUUGCAGACCGUGUGUUUUUCACGAAUUCCGGAACCGAAGCGAACGAAGCAGCCAUUAAAUUUGCAAGGAAGUUUCAGAGACAUGCUCACUCUGAUGCGAAAGAGCCGGCCACGAGCUUCAUAUCUUUCACAAACAGCUUCCAUGGGAGGACCAUGGGCGCUCUUGCCUUGACUAGCAAAGAGCAUUACAGGUCCCCUUUUGAGCCUGUCAUGCCUGGAGUCACGUUUGUGGAGUAUGGAAAUAUACAGGCUACCAAAGAACUGAUUCAGCCUGGAAAGACUGCCGCUGUUUUCGUUGAGCCGAUUCAGGGUGAAGGGGGAAUUUACAGUGCUUCAAAGGAGUUUCUGCAGUUUCUCCGUACUGCUUGUGAUGAUGCCGGUGCUCUUCUGGUAUUUGACGAGAUUCAAUGUGGAUUAGGUCGAACUGGCCAUCUCUGGGCGCAUGAGGCUUACGGUGUAUUCCCAGAUAUCAUGACACUGGCUAAGCCACUUGCUGGAGGACUUCCCAUCGGAGCUGCAUUGAUGACUGAAAGAGUUGCUUCCGCCAUAGCUUUUGGUGACCACGGAAGUACGUUUGCCGGUGCACCUCUUAUCUGUAGUGCUGCCCUUGCCGUUUUUGAAAAAAUAUCCGAUCACAAUUUUUUGAAUAGUGUCAGUAAGAAAGGUCUCUACUUCAAAAACAUCUUAAAACAGAAGCUGGGAGGGAACCCACAUGUUCGAGAAAUACGUGGUCUCGGGCUUAUUAUCGGAAUUGAAUUGGAUGUCUCUGCCUCACCCAUUCUGGAUGCAUGUCGAAACUCUGGCCUGUUGAUAUUGACUGCUGGAAAAGGCAAUGUUCUGAGGCUCGUACCUCCAUUGAUCAUAACCGAGCAAGAGCUUGAUGUUGCAGCCGACAUUCUGUCUCAAGCUUUGCCAGUACUUGAUGAAACUAACUCAAAAUAGGAGGAUGAAAAUUGCAUUUUGGUAGAUGCUGCUUCUCAAGGUAUUGUGUUGAUAUUAUUGUAAUUUUGUUGCUCUUACGGCGUAGUUUGUUAUUAGUAAUCACUCGAUCUUGAAACUGUCUGCUAGAAAUAAAAAAUGUGGUGAAAUUUCAUCUA